This is a messenger RNA of Rhopilema esculentum, 6598 nucleotides long. RefSeq names its product DBH-like monooxygenase protein 1 homolog. The record is from RefSeq and is a predicted model, not a curated record. Gene Ontology annotation, molecular function: dopamine beta-monooxygenase activity; copper ion binding. Gene Ontology annotation, cellular component: secretory granule membrane. Gene Ontology annotation, biological process: norepinephrine biosynthetic process; octopamine biosynthetic process; dopamine catabolic process. Lineage: Eukaryota; Metazoa; Cnidaria; Scyphozoa; Rhizostomeae; Rhizostomatidae.
AAUACCUUGAAAUUUUGAAGGGUGUCCAAAAAAAUUCGCCCUAGAUGUCUCGUGAUCGAUGACGUAAAUUUUAACGGUCAGAAAAAAAUGAAAAUCGUCAAAUUUGAAAACAAACAACAUCAAUCGAAAGAGUAUAAAAAACUGAACAAAAAAUGCUUAGAAACAUAUAUCCUAAAAUCAACCAUUUAAAAACCAUCACGUGUCAGAGUAUUGAUGACGUCACCAUAUGCGCAAGUCACAAGUACGGGAAAUUAGUAAUUUUCGCCAUUUUUGGCCUCUUUUAUUGAUACUAUUGUGUAAUAUCCAUGUUGAGAAAAUAUGAGGCCUAAGUGGUUAUGAUGUUACAGUGGAUAUAUAAAGGGUUAAGGCAUAGAGUAGCCCCUAAUGGUUAAGCUAAUCAAUUGCUUGACUUUCGUCUAGUGUGGCACGUUUAUAUUUUCCAAAGUUUUAAAGAUUGAAAUCUCUAUCAUUUACAGGUGUAGAUGAGCUACGCCAAAAUUUUUCAUAUUAUUUGGAAAAGUCUUGCUUAUGUAUAGAGGUGUCUUAGUUCUGGUGGGUAGUUUCCACAAAAUGAGAAUUAUGCAGAAGAUUCUAGACAAGAGGAACGCCUGUUUGAGAUUUCGUCAAUGAUUGUUCGAUGCAAGGGUCAUAUCUGAAAGUUCUGUAGAACUAAUGACAGGCAUAACUAUUGGCCUACGAGAAAGUUUCAAAUUAAACAGGGACAUAAUGUCAAGUAACAAGAUUUUCAACAUGAAGGGCUGAAGAAAGGCCAGAAAAGAUUGCUUUGAAAGUUUUCUUUUUACUGCAACUUUGGAAACAUAAUUAAAUAUGGUCUCAUCUCAGUGGUGGGACAUAUUUUAAUGGCACCUGAACCAAAGGGGCCCUCCAAAUUGCUUCAUGUCAAUAUUGUAAAGUAUUCACGCAACUUCACCCCAUUUCAAUCACUUUUAACUGUCUUCAGCUGAUCACUAUCGCUUAACUGUCUUCUAUAUCUCAGUAACUCUAGUAAACAAGAGAGUAUAUAUUUUCACAUCUUCCUAAUUGUGUUUCACGUGAAUGUUGAAAAGAACUUUCUUGCAUUCCAUCAUUUCUAGCAGAGGCGCAUUCCGUCAUUUUGGACACAGAAUAUUGACUAUUUCAUUUGAUCGUGCUACUUUCUUUUGUUUUGCAUGACAAUUGUCACCAAAUCAAUAACUAAAGCAUUAUUGGUACGGUAACUGAACCUGUAAGGCCCCACUUGUCUUUUUCUUUCCUUAGUCAAAACUGCAAUGACUAAAUUUCCAUAAACAGUUGAAAAAGUCAACCAGGGCAAACUUCCUCUCUUGCUUCAUCUUCCCGAAGUGCACGCACAUGUUGAAAAUUAUGUUACUUGACAUUAUGUCCCUGUUUAAUUUGAAGUUUUCUUAAUUGGCGUGAGAAUAUCGGGUUUGACAAACAUUAUCAUAUUUGCAAUGCGAAUAGGGCCUUGGAUUUCCUUAAAUAUGAAAAAAAAUCAUCUUAUUUGAGCAUUCGUGCCUUGGGACCCUAUCUCUCCCUCAAUUUUGUUGUAGGACUCGAUAUUAUUAUAAUUUAUGUGUUUAUUCCUAACCUGGUUUCAAUAAUAUAUGAAUAAAUCUCAUGUUCAUUUUUUUGAGUCAGUUAAUAAUUUCAAUGUGAGUUGCAAGCUAUUUCUUGCUAACGCAUUCACACUCAUAAAGCCCUAUUAUACUUUCUUACUUUAAGAGAUAGCUAUUUUUAAAUACCAAUUGGCCGUAGAUAUACAUCGGAUAAACAAAAAUUGGAAACUUCAAAAAUAAAACUUUUAGAAAAAAUACCUUUGGACAAAAACUUUCGAAUGAAUUUUCGAGAAUUUCUGAUUUCUUGAUAAAUUUUAUUUUGAUAAAUCACGGGAGAAUCAGAUCUAUAGGUUAACAAAUCAAGCCUUUCAAUAUUUUCGUAAAAAGUGAGACAUGGCGUUUACAAAAACAGUUUUUAGGCCACGAGCCUCAAAAUUUUCCAGUUCUAGAAAAAGUUGCGAGGAAAUUGAGGCUUAUGUACUGUAAAAGUUUAGAAUAUAAAAAAACGAAGUUGAAAAUAAAUCUUUAAGAUGGGGUAAAUAUUUUGCUAAUGUUAUUGAAAAAACAAUGCUUGCAUAAUACGUGGUCAACUUUUCUUCUGCAAUCAAAUAUUGUCUCAUGUCUAAGUUUACACCACGGUAUUGAGUCUAAUUCAAGAUGGAGUGUAGCUUUUCUGCUCAUACUGCACUGUAGGUGUGUCGUCUUGAUUUUCUUCUCUAUCCAACCUUACCUUCCAUGACAUUUAGGAAUAAGACUAAUUACAAAAAUGAUUUGUAUUUAUUGUUUGAGUUUAAGGAGGUCAACUUGCAGAUCUUCCUACACAUUUACAAAAUAAACACAAAGCGUGCUUGACUGCCAAUGCAAACUAUUUCCCUCUGUUUACCAUCUAAAGCCUUUCAACUAUUUAUGACUGUUUGCUCUUAUCACACCUUCAGCGAUUUUCUCGUCGUUUUACUCAUUGAUUAUUUUAAGCUUUCUUUUGAUUCAUGUCCGCGUAUUUAUUCCGCCUGCGAACGUAAUUGGCCCAAGGAAGAUUUCUGUGUCCGCUUAAUCAGUGAGAGUGAAUCCAUCAAGGUAUCAGACAUUCGAGAAAGACGUUUUUUUGCAAAUCCAUACUCGCGGCAAAUGAAAGAAAGCAAAGUAUUUACUAUUUACAGUUUUCUUGAUAGUCAGGAAAUGGGCUGAAUAAUAGUAAAGAUGUGAGCGUACUCAUUUUGUUGGCGAGAUUAUAAUAAAGUUACGCAAAACAUAUUAAAAGUCUAUAACAAAAGAAAGCUAAUUGUCAAAAGUUUCAUUCAACUACAUGUCAAUAAAAAAUGGUAAAUAUAAUUGAUAAGAUCCUGUUGGCUGUUGAUCGCAUUUAGGGUGAAGCCCUGAACAGCAAUUUUAUUCACAAAAGCGUGUACAGCUCCACCUUUAUAACACCGCAUCGAGCAUUUUGUGACAGACCGUUAAACAGUUAAUUUAUACCAUUUCUCGUAAUAGAUUAGUGCUUGCGAACCAUUUAUCGUAACAGAUCAAAUCCUGCGAACCAUUUCUCGUAACAGGUCAGAUCUUGCGAACCAUUUCUCGUAACAGAUCAGAUCUUGCGAACCAUUUCUCGUAACAGACCCAUUCUUGCGAACUUUGUAGGUAUUCUACUAGAUAUAGGCAAGUGAAUGCGUCAACCUAAUUCAAAGGGGAUCUUUUGCAUCCAAUACAAACUUUCUACUUCCUUGGCAUUGAUUUAGGAAAUGACUAGAGUGAGAAAGUCAAUUAAAUUUCCGUGGUCAUUUCGAAGCCCAAUAUGAAAUGCACAUCACCCACACCCCAUGAUGCCCUCUCUGGUGGGUCUAUCUAUCCUUUAAAGACACUUAAAAUAUUUAACGGCUUUUUCUUUUACCCUUACUUGUGCCUGAACCAAAUUCUAUUUCACGAAUGCUACACUCACGAAUGCAAAAAUUUUCUAAGCGUUUUUUUCUAUUCGGACAAAACGAUUGAGAAUGGCAAUAGGCAAUAGCAAGAUAGAAUAAGGAACUAAGAUAUUCCAACUAAUAUAAACUUGUCUGAUUUGCACACUUUGUCUAGGCAAUUUUUUUCGUUUCCCUGUUUUUUUGAUUUGUCAACAAAGCACCUGAUUCUAUCUUGGCAAUAGGAGCUCGUGUCUUCUUAAUAAAGAAUUCAUAAGGGCGUUUAUUUGUUUGAUUUUGGUCAAUGAAUAAGAUUAGAAAUGUUUAGAUGUUAAACUGUUGGCUUUUGUUAGUUUGCAAAGAUUCCUAACAUGCUUAUUGAGGUGAAGUACGAUCCAUAUUAGGCUCAGAUGUCUUCAUCAUUAGAGCUCUUUUCCCUGUUUAUGCUUGAUCUUACAAAUAAAGCUCUAGGAACCAAAUUACACAGAACGUGAUAGAUUGUUUAGCUACAACUCUCUUAGAAAUGCCUGCUUUUCUUCAUGUUUAGUAAGUUUCACAAGAUUGAAACAAUGUUUGAAAAUUGAAAGCAACGGCAGUAGGAUAGUUUCUUUUGACCACCUUAUAUCUGUAUGAAUUCGCCUUAUUAGGAUUGUUUUUCAGCAAUCGUUUUUCCUUCUUCCCCAGGACCAUGACAUCUAAUCCUAUAAAUAUUUAUGAUGCGGCUUUGUUGAAGCAAAGGCAGAUGCUGACUGUAAUUAACAUCAGUGUGUCCUCAUAUAUUUUCUCAAUCUAGAAUAAUCAACAUUCUGCUGCCGCAUGGAACGCGAUUUUCAGUACUAAAAUGAAGUUUGUAAUGUUUCUAUUGAGUUGCUUGUGCUCUGGUACAACAUUCGCCAUGAAUCAGCGAUCGAAAUUUGACAAUUCGAUUUGGAUGGAUUCAAAUCAGCAAUACAGAUUUGAUUGGAGCAUCGAUCGGGCUCAAAAAGUAAUUCGCAUAGCUGUUACAGUUAAAACGACAGGAUGGAUUGGUUUAGGUGUUUCAAAUGGGCAUCAUAUGGGUACAACUCGAGCUGAUGUUGCAUUCGGUUGGAUCAAUUUGAACGGUGAAGUUGCUUUGAAAGAUUGUUACGUGGACUGGCAGGGCAAGUUCUUGGAAGAUGAAAAACAGGACCUUCAGUUGAUCGACGCUUGGCAAGAUGAUGCGUGGAGUGUUAUGAUUUUUCAACUAAAGAUUGUCACGUGUGACGACAACGAUCUAGAUUUCAAGGAUGACACGAUGACUUUUCUAUACUCAUGGGGUUUGGAGACUCCCGUUUGGAAAACAUGCUCCGAUCUUUCGAAAGUCAAAUGGAAUUUUAAGAAUAUCAACAUAUUAAGAAGCAACAGGAGGAAUUCUGAAGUUCCACCAGAGGUGAAAUUGCUUGACAUUGAAACGAAGAAGAUAUCAGUCCCAACAAGAAAAACAACAUAUUGGUGUCAACCAUUUAGAAUCAGUGAUUACGCCCGGCUACCUUAUCUACAACACAUCUUCAAGAUCAAGCCUAUGAUAACCGAAGGCCAUACACCAUUAUUGCAUCACAUGUCUCUAUUUGCUUGCAAAGACAGCUUCAAUCCACGUCAUCUUUCUUACUCCGGCCUCUGUUUUGGUCCAGAUGUGCCUUCGUCGGUACGAGACUGUCAUGGAAUGAGCGGACUAUACUCCUGGGGAAGAGGCGCGGAGGACUUAGUUUUUCCAGAAAAUGUUGGAUGGCCAAUUGGAGGAAAAGACGGUAUAAAAUACAUUGUUUUGGAGGUGCAUAUUAACAACCCAAGCAGAGAAAAAGGCUAUGCAGUCAAAGGUGGGUUCAGGCUAUUUUACGGACAACCAAGGCAAUACACAGCUUCUAUGCUUACUUUGGGCGUAAGCGAUUCAAGUAUAUCCAUACCACCACAGAAAAAGAAAUGGACCUUGAAAGGAGUUUGUACCAAAAGCUGCACCAAGAAGUUACAGGAGAAUAAUGAUCCAAAUGCUUUUGGAAGUAUCAAGCUUUUCGGCGUAUUGCUGCAUGCUCACAAGAAUGCAGUUGAAAUUCGAGUAGCACUGGUGCGAAAUGGUGAAGAAGUCAAAGAAAUAUCACGCUUCAACAAUUUCAAAUAUUUCCAACAGAGGAUUGCCCCAAUGGAUCCUGAAGUUGAGAUACAACCUGGAGAUGAAAUAAAUCUCUACUGCACUUACAACACUUUGCACAAGAGAGAAACAACUCACGGUGGAAUGGGUAGUGACGAUGAAAUGUGCUUUGCCUUCUUCCUGUAUUAUCCAAAACGCAACCUCUCUUUUUGUGGCACUGAUGCUAUUCCUCUGCCUUCAAUAGGAAGCAGAUCAUUGUUUAAGAGAAGUUUUUGGAAAAGAAUGCUCCUGGAAAGAUAUGAGAACAAUUCAAGAUCUCCGUACGAUCUUUUUGCCAGCGUCAGCCAGCAGUGUUUUGGAAUAAACAGUAUCAAUUAUAAUCUGCCACGUGCAUGGGUGCCUGUCCUGGUGAAAAAAAGACUGUCUAAAGCAAUUUGCCCAAACAGACAACUGAUAGCACAUUAGCCGACGAUCAAACUUCUGGCCCUAACUUCUGAAGUUCUUGAAGAAUGAAAUCUUUAAAGGGUAUACAAAACAUGAUCAAUUUCUCAAGUGCCUUUUUCCAUCAUUUUUAAAGAAUUUAAUUGAUUUUUUCUGCGUGUGUUUCGUGUGUCCGUAGCCUUGCUUUGCCUUACGUUCUAAGCCACUGUGUCAUUAAAAAUUCCCGGCUAGGCAUUUAACUAUUGGCAAAGUUUAUCCCCGACAAAAGAAGGUACUUCUGGAGCAAAAAUGCUUAAAAUAAAGAGAAGUCAAGUAUGCUGCACUAAAUUCGAACAGAUGCAAAAAAAAUUGAUGCGGUCGCAAAGAACCUAGGCAAUCUAUUACUUAAAUUUCUCUGCCACAUGUUAUAUAUUUGGCACGGUAACUAUCUUAUGAUGUAAUCGUCCGCAAUCGAAGAUGGACACAUGAUAAUAUUUGGGUUGAAUUUACAUGAUACUAUUUAGGUACUACAAUAAAUACAAAAAAAUUAGAAAAAUUGCUCUAUCAACUAACCUAAUUGAUAGCAAAGUCGAACGCUGUCUUCUAAAGAAAAUACAAAGACCUUA